AUGGUCUCUCGUCGUCAGCGGGAGUACACGAACCUCAAUGUAUUGGGCGACUUGGGCUACCCAGUAUGGUUCAGCACAACAAUUAGCUUAUUACAGGACCUCAUAUUUAUUGUGUCAGACACAUUAUUGAUCUGGAGGUGCUUUCACGUUUGGCAAGGGUCACUGGGGAUUGUUGUCAUCCCAUCUUUGCUUUUCCUGGCAGAGUCAGCUCUGACCAUCGUCAACGCCGUAUAUCAAUCAUCAUCCCCAUUUCUCACGAGCAGCACAAAAGCAGCGCUAGAAAAUCAUAUCACCACCGCACUGUCCCUUGUAUCUCUCUGCACAACAGUGACAGCGACAUUUCUCAUAGGAUACAAGAUCCACAGUGCCGCGCAGGAUAUUGGCAGACAGUCUGCGGUGACAAGAUACGGCCGCAUCGCAAACACCGUCAUCGAGUCAUCCGCGGUGUAUGCGCUGGCUCUGUUUUUGUUCGCACUGACAACUGUUGUCCCACUGUUUUAUCCGCUGUGGUCGCCUGCGGUGCAGGUGAAGUACUAUGUUGAUGUGGUGACGGGUGUUGUUUCGGGAUUGGCGCCAACAGUUAUGGUAUUGAGGCUCGCUCUUCCUGGAGUAUCUAAUUCUCCUUCAAUGCCCACAUUAAGUCAAAUAUCGGGGCUUGGUACAAGCGCGCAACGUGGGAGAAGUUGUAACGAUGGAACGGAUGCCCCUUCUGAACAACGAUGA
This is a messenger RNA of Psilocybe cubensis, 723 nucleotides long. RefSeq lists its product as uncharacterized. The transcript is spliced from 4 exons. Lineage: Eukaryota; Fungi; Basidiomycota; Agaricomycetes; Agaricales; Agrocybaceae. Bases 1 to 723 code for a protein of 240 amino acids. The record is from RefSeq and is a predicted model, not a curated record.